GUCAGAGCUGCCUCGUUUGGAAACGAUUUCAAGAAGGAAACGCAAGUGGAGCCCUGCUCAUCGCCGACAUUUCUUCUGUGGAAUUUAAAACGUUUUUCUCGGCCUGGGCUGAAGCCGCGUUCAGAAUGAAUACGAUGUGAAGGUGGUGGUUGUUUUUGUUUGACUUGUUAAUAAAUCCAGAGGAAGACGUAUUUAAAUCUUGAAUGAUUUCUUUUGGCUGCGGAUCCCCGAGCAAAGAUCGUUUUGGGGCGGCAGCAGAGAGAGGCCGAAGGGAAACACGGCAACGACCAUAUUUGCAAUCCCGCUCAGCAUGAACCUCAUCGGGGGUUACCAGCAUCACCACCACCUGAUGCACGAACCCUUCCCUUUCGUCCAGCGGUGUCAUCAGGAUGCACCGUACUUCCAGAGCUGGGUGGUGAACCACGGCGAAGUGCCCCCUGAUUUCCAGAUUCAGGCGCCCUACCCAGCUGCGGAGCUGGGAGCGCCCGGAACGACGCACGAUGCCCGGCUGGAAGGGCUCCAGGCCGGGAUGGGAAAGAGGAGAGCGUCGGGGCCGAAGAAGGAACGCCGGAGGACGGAAAGCAUCAACACAGCUUUCGCCGAACUCAGGGAGUGCAUCCCCAACGUGCCGGCGGACACAAAACUGUCAAAAAUCAAAACUUUACGCCUGGCGACCAGUUACAUCGCUUAUCUGAUGGACGUCCUGGCCAAAGACUCCGGGGAGACGGAGGGCUUUAAGGCCGAAAUUAAGAAAUUUGAAAACCGGGAUUUGAAACGAAAACGGGAGCUGACCGACGGCCUGCCGGAGUCCUUAGGAGCCGAGAAGAAGGUGAAAGGCCGGACUGGGUGGCCGCAGCAGGUCUGGGCUCUGGAGCUGAACCAGUGACCUCCACUUCUCAACCCGAAAAAAACUCCUCAGAGACUCUGGAUUCAAAUCAGAUUUAAAAUAAAACAAACCACUGAGUGAACCUAAGCACGUCGCUGUGGCCGUGCGGCGAUGCGCAAAAAAGAGCGAACUAAAGGACAACACGGGCAUAAAAGGUGGAGGGACGGUGGAGAGCUCCAGGAGAGACGUCUUCUUCUCUCGUGCUGUGGUUUCUAAGCCGAUUCACAGAUCCGAUUGUAGGUGUUUGAUAUUUGUGGUAUUUCUGCUUUGUUGAUGUUUUCCACCCCUGCGGACCAGAUGUCGCGAUGGAAGGUGUCAAAAACACAUCUGUCUCCCCUUAAAUGUGUGUUUACCUGACGUUGUCUUCCCAGUUAAAGGAAAUGAAGCAAAAAAUAAAUAAAUUAUAAGAAGGUGGAAGAAGUCUUCAGUAUGAAGCCAUUUAAAUUUAGAUAUGUUUUUUUCAGAUCAGAAACACCGGUUUAUUUCUCAGUGUUAAUAAUUUAUAGAGUUUUGUUAAACCAGGAAGCAGUUAUAAAUUUCAGUUUUGUGCGUGUUGGCGUAUUUUUUCUUCCUUUUUUCUUAAAAAAUUAAUAUUUCAUUUCUUACCCUAAACUUACUGUACUUAAUUUACUUAAUGCUGACACAAAAACGUGUACAAAAUAGGAAUAAUUUACAUGUCAAAAAUAAAAUUAAAAUGUUAACUUUUAAAUCAUGGAUCGAGUAAGUACUAAAAAAACCGGACGAUUUUUAUAGAUGUCUGGCUUCUAAAGAUACAAUCAAAUAAACGGAAGCCGGAAGAAACACAUCAUGAAAGGGGGGACACGUUUUUGUUUAUCACUGUUCCAUCCCGCUGUAUUAUUUCAUUUUCAGGUAUUUUCGUCCACAGUAGGUUUUCCCAGCUCAAUUAUCUCCCAACAGACCCUCUGUGUGUGUGCGCGUGAACUCUCCGGGCUGUUGUUUCGCGUAGGAAUCGUAUUGAAUUUACUGAAUCUACCUCAAAUACUCUACACGAUGUCACUGUCCGCUGGGAGAAGACACCGACUGUUCAGUUACCGCAACUUUAUUCACUCCGUCAUGUAAAACUUAAAAAACAAAACAAAAUCAAAAGACCCAAUAGGAUAAAAGUUUAUUAAUGUGCGCAGUGGUGAUGGAAAUGUGCAUUAGAUGUGAAAUUAUAUAUAUAUAGUUCCGUAAAUAAAUGAUUAUUUUAAGACA
Molecule: messenger RNA, 2101 nt
Organism: Maylandia zebra (zebra mbuna)
Lineage: Eukaryota; Metazoa; Chordata; Actinopteri; Cichliformes; Cichlidae
Product: heart- and neural crest derivatives-expressed protein 1
Biological process (GO): heart development; regulation of transcription by RNA polymerase II
Molecular function (GO): RNA polymerase II transcription regulatory region sequence-specific DNA binding; DNA-binding transcription factor activity, RNA polymerase II-specific; protein dimerization activity
Source: RefSeq, a predicted model, not a curated record